GUGGUCCGUCGGACCAAGUUCGAUCGUCUGUUAUUGCUUGAUUCCUUUGCCUUUUCAUAAGGUACAUAUGGAUAAACUGAACUAAAAAUAAAUCUCUCUGGCUGGCUGGUUACCGGUCGACUGCUGAUUUUCUAAUUUUUGAUUCUUGGCUAUUUGGUUGAUUUUGACUUUAUAAAGGAACAAAAUAUGAAUAACAUGUUUAAACUAAAACUGUCGGCCCUUGGACAUCCCAAUCCCGAUAGUUUUAACUGCGAAGAUGAAAAGGAGUACAGAAGCGUUGUUCUAUGGUUAGAGGAUCAAAAAAUAAGGCAUUACAAGAUCGAAGAACGCGAGGGACUCCGAAAUAUUGAUUCUGACAAAUGGAAUGAAGCAUAUCAUGUAUACCAAAGGGAUUUGGUUAGCCCUACUGUUGAUGGCCAGCCAAAUGAACAGCUCAACUGGUUGCUCUCUUAUGCUGUGAGAUUAGAAUAUGCAGACAAUGUUGAUAAAUAUAAGGAUGCAAAAGUUGAAGAAACAAAACAGGCAACACCAAAUGUUGUGUCAUCAAAUCCAUUGGACAAUCUUGAUUUUUCAAGCCCAACUUUUAAGGAAGGAGUAGAAAGAGUCUCUGCCCUAACUGGUGUUGGACCACAUCCAGACCCGAAGUUUAGAUUAUCAGCAAUUGCAAAAAUAUUAAAAACAUCUCCACAUCCAGAUGUAUCAAAAACUGAUGCCAAUAUUGUUCAACAACCAGCUGAUGUGUUGAAAUUGCUAUUUGUUCAAGAUCUACGAGAGUUGCAGACUAAAAUCAAUGAAGCUUUAGUUUCUGUGCAAACAGUCACAGCUGAUCCACGCACAGACACAAAACUCGGAAGAGUUGGCAGAUAAUCCAUAAUAGUUAUGCUAAAAAUGGGGGUUGUAUUUUCAUGUUAUAAUUUUGGUUCCCUGAUUUAGGAUACUAAACCAUGCAACCGAAAUUGGAAAUAUUUAGUAUGUCCUUACAAAGCCAUAAUUGUUCUGAAAUAAUGUACAUUUUGUACUUAUUGGAUAGGUGCAACCUCCAUUGUUAAAUAAAUACUAGCAAUCCUCUAUUGCAAUUACUGCUGUUUGAACUUUUUCAACACAAAAAUAAUGAUAUUACUGUAAUAGGGGAUAUUUAAUAUAAGUAAAUGAUAAUUUUUUAAUUUAACAAACCGGAAUUAAGAAAAACUUA
Molecule: messenger RNA, 1192 nt
Organism: Plodia interpunctella (Indianmeal moth)
Lineage: Eukaryota; Metazoa; Arthropoda; Insecta; Lepidoptera; Pyralidae
Exons: 4
Coding region: 187-867 (226 amino acids)
Biological process (GO): tRNA splicing, via endonucleolytic cleavage and ligation
Cellular component (GO): tRNA-splicing ligase complex
Molecular function (GO): RNA binding
Source: RefSeq, a predicted model, not a curated record